AUGGGCGUGACUAAGGAACAAGUUGAAUCAUCUUUGAAGGCCAAACUCAACCCUUCUCAUCUUGAGGUGGUUGAUACAUCUGGAGGGUGCGGUGCAAGUUUUGUAGUGGAGAUUGUAUCAGAACAAUUUGAGGGCAAAAGGCUACUGGAGAGGCAUCGAAUGGUGAAUGCUGCCUUAGAGGAGGAAAUGAAAGAAAUUCAUGCUCUCUCCAUAAAGAAAACUGUUACCCCAGAGCAGUGGAAACAACAGCAAGAAGCCAAUCAAUCAAAUGCUGCUGCCUAG
Messenger RNA from Sphenostylis stenocarpa, 282 nucleotides. The record is from the annotation of a GenBank genome assembly. NCBI's taxonomy places the organism in Eukaryota, Viridiplantae, Streptophyta, Magnoliopsida, Fabales, Fabaceae.